This is a messenger RNA of Zingiber officinale, 1115 nucleotides long. RefSeq names its product auxin-responsive protein IAA21-like. Bases 317 to 589 code for a protein of 90 amino acids. The transcript has 3 exons. Gene Ontology annotation, cellular component: nucleus. Gene Ontology annotation, molecular function: protein binding. Gene Ontology annotation, biological process: regulation of DNA-templated transcription. Lineage: Eukaryota; Viridiplantae; Streptophyta; Magnoliopsida; Zingiberales; Zingiberaceae. The record is from RefSeq and is a predicted model, not a curated record.
CACGCGCCAACGCCAGAAAAGCCCUAGCCUCUUCCAGCGUCGCCUCCCUCCCUCCCUCUAGUGCCGCUUCCCUCCCGUGCCUCCCUCGUCACCUGCGACCUCCCUCCAGCGCCGACCUCCAGCAAGUAUAGCGCCAUCUCCAGCGUCGACCUCCAGCGCCGCCUCCGCACAAAAGCACUAGCCUCUCGACAUCCAGCGCCGCCUCCCUCUAGCGCUGCCUCCAUCCAGCAUCGCCGACCUCCAGCGCUGCCUCCCUUCAGCAUCGGGGACCUCCAGCAACCUCCCGUCCUCCGCCUCCAGCGGCCUCCCGUUCUAGAUGUUGAAUACUUUGGCACAAGUGGUUGGAUGGCCACCGAUCCGAAGUUAUAGAAAGAACACAAUGGUCGCAAACCCGACCAAGAAAAAGGAGGAUGAUGAAGUGAAACAAGGGGUGGAAUGCCUCUAUGUCAAGGUCAGCAUGGAUGGAGCUCCAUAUCUCAGAAAAGUUGACCUCAAAAUGUAUUCCAACUACAAGGAACUCUCACUGGCUCUUGAGAAGAUGUUUACUUGCUUUACUAUUGCAUGUUUACUGAUUCAUGCAGAAGGUUGAGGAUCAUGAAAGGUUCAGAUGCAAUUGGUAUUGGUAUGUGUUUCCAUUUCGUCCUCUGUUUCUUAAUCAGCAAUCAUUAAUUAUCAAACAAAUUCUGAUUGGUUGAUAACAUACAAGCUUAGUUUUUUUACCCCUACAAUAUCUCUGAAGUAUGCGUAAUUGUCAAUAAUUAAUCUAAGCUGAUAAGCCCUACUUUUAGCUUGUGGUUGACCAGAUCUUGCGCCUGAUAGAAUUCGCAACAGUUCGUAUCCUGUUUCCUAACAAACUGAGUAAAGUUUGGCGCAGCUCCAAGGGCCAUGGAGAAAUCCAAGAGCAGGAACUAACAAAACAUGCAGACCAAGCUAGUUGCAACUGGCUCACAGAAACUGAAAUAUAUCUGUUUAGUCUUGUCUUUAUUUUGUGAUUUACCAGAGUGGAGUGAAACCUCUAGUUUACUUGCUAGUUCGUGGACAGUGUUGGUAGUUGCUGUAGUAGGUAUUAUCUUGUCAUCUCGUAUGCAUUGGUAUUAGAAGUGUGUUUUCAUUAA